AUGGAGAAGGGACAAGCGCACAAGGUUUACCCAUCAAUCGUAGGUGGGAAGAGCUGUCACGGUGAAAGUAGUGAAGUUGCGGUUACUGAUACAUCAAAUGAACCAUUGUAUCUCUUCUCGCCAUUCCCCGUAUCCGCUGAAUCUAUCAACAAAUUAGUAUCCAAUACAAAGCAAGGUUUUCGUGAAUGGUCUUCAAUUCCCACUGAAGAAAAAUUCAAGAUAUUCAACAGAGCUCAAGAACUUUUGAAAGAAAGGAGAAAAGAGUUCAUCGAAAGUCAUUUAGAAAUAGGUGGCCCCGAGUGGUUUUCUGAUUUCAAUGUGGAUGGAACUAUAGGUCAACUUCAAGAGUAUACAAGCUUAUUAUCUCGAUCACCUGGAAGCAUAGUGCAAUCUCCCCACAAUGAUUUGGCAUUAACCCUCAAACAGCCAAUUGGCCCUGUGUUAGCUAUAUCACCAUGGAAUGCUCCUGUAAUUUUAGCAGGGAGGUCUAUCUUGGCUCCACUUUCUGCUGGGUGUUCGGUGGUCCACAAAUCAAGCGAGAAAUCCCCAAGGUCCAGCUAUCUCUUGGUGAAGUGUUUUCUUGACGCAGGUGUACCACCUAAAGCAUUGCAGUUAGUUCACAUCAAGCCGGAAGAUAAUCCAGCCUUUAUCGAUGAGGUGUUGAAGACUGGUGCAAUCAAGAAGGUGAACUUCACUGGUUCAACAAUGGUAGGAAGAAAGAUCGCAGAAAAGUGUGGCAAAUACUUGGUCCCAUAUUUGUUGGAAUUGGGAGGGAAGAACUUGUCAAUCGUUUUGUCAGAUGCUAACUUAGAUAAAGCAGCUAGUGCUAUUUUAUUCGGCGCCUGGGCCCAUAGAGGGCAGAUUUGUAUGAGUACUGAUAAAGUAUUUGUUGAUGAGCUGAUAUAUGAUAAGCUCAAGUCUAAAUUGAUUGAAGUUGCAAAUGAAUUUUCGAAAGAUAAGGAUCAUCAAUUGAGCCAAAGAGAUGUACUAGGCCGAGACAAGGUGGUGGAUUUAGUGGAGGAUGCUCUAAAAAAGGGUGCAAAAUUGGUUUACGGUAAAUUUGACAAGAAUGCUAUAUUGAAGUCGAACGUUAUCGAGCCCGUGAUUUUGGAAGGUGCAGACUCUCUGAUGUCCAUUUACACACAGGAGUCAUUUGGACCAGUUUUCACUUUACACAAAUUCAGUAAUGUCGAGCACGUUAUUGCGGAAGUCAAUGAUCACGAUUAUGGUUUGAAAGGUUCUGUUUGGUCCAGCAACAUCGUCAAGGCUCUAGACAUUGCAAAGAAAUUGGAAAUCGGGGGUAUCCAUAUAAACGCCCCGACAAUUUCAGACGAAACAACCGUACCCCAUGGAGGAGUUAAAUCCAGUGGGGUUGGCCGAUUCAACAGUCACUGGGGUAUGGAUGAGUUUCUGAUUAUCAAAGCAAUUACAAUAAACGAAUGA
Messenger RNA from Lodderomyces orthopsilosis Co 90-125, 1443 nucleotides. RefSeq lists its product as uncharacterized. NCBI's taxonomy places the organism in Eukaryota, Fungi, Ascomycota, Pichiomycetes, Serinales, Debaryomycetaceae. The transcript has a single exon. The record is from RefSeq and is a predicted model, not a curated record. Gene Ontology annotation, molecular function: succinate-semialdehyde dehydrogenase (NAD+) activity. The coding region runs from base 1 to 1443 and encodes 480 amino acids.